AUGCAUUUCUUGGACACCAUCGUCACCGCCCUUCUGCUGGCUACUAGCGCAGUGGCAGUUCCCAUCGAAUCUCCCAUCGAGCUGAUCAAGCGCGCACCUAGCCCCGGCGUCGUGAUCCAAAAGUGCGCCAAGCCCGGCGUCUUCGCCCUCGCUUACGACGAUGGUCCCUAUCAGUACACUUCGCAGCUGGUCGACAUCCUCAACAACGGCGGUGCCAAGGCUACCUUCUUCUUCACGGGCACCCUCUACGGCUGUAUCUACAACCAGAGGGCCGGUGUGAAGAAGGCCUUUGACUCGGGCCAUCAAAUUGCCUCUCACACAUGGACGCAUCCGCAGAACUUUGGCAGCUUGGGGCAGUCGCAGCUCACAACGGAGAUGCAGAAGCUUGAGCAGGCGCUGGUCAACAUCAUUGGCAAAAAGCCCGCCUACAUGCGCCCUCCUUACCUUGCCACCGGCGGCUCUGUGCUGCCCACAAUGAAGACGCUGGGAUACAAGGUCAUCACCAACGACGUCGACUCGGGUGACUGGAACGGCCAGAGUGCUCAACAGAGCCAGCAAAAGUUCCAGCAGGCCGGUGCUGGCGGCAACGGACACAUUCCCCUCAUGCACGAGACGUACGCUAGCACCGUGCAGACCUUGACGCCGUGGUUGAUCAACUGGGCCAAGCAGAACAACCUCAAGCUCGUCACUGUUGCUGAGUGCCUCGAUGAUGCCAACGGAGCGUACCAGUCCGGUAGCUUCACCGGCAACGGCCAAUCUUCGUGCUAG
Colletotrichum truncatum is the source of this 768-nucleotide messenger RNA. RefSeq names its product polysaccharide deacetylase. NCBI's taxonomy places the organism in Eukaryota, Fungi, Ascomycota, Sordariomycetes, Glomerellales, Glomerellaceae. Gene Ontology annotation, biological process: carbohydrate metabolic process. The record is from RefSeq and is a predicted model, not a curated record. Gene Ontology annotation, molecular function: hydrolase activity, acting on carbon-nitrogen (but not peptide) bonds.